Messenger RNA from Brassica napus (rape), 321 nucleotides. RefSeq names its product 60S ribosomal protein L29-2-like. Bases 1 to 186 code for a protein of 61 amino acids. NCBI's taxonomy places the organism in Eukaryota, Viridiplantae, Streptophyta, Magnoliopsida, Brassicales, Brassicaceae. Gene Ontology annotation, molecular function: structural constituent of ribosome. Gene Ontology annotation, biological process: cytoplasmic translation. Gene Ontology annotation, cellular component: cytosolic large ribosomal subunit; ribosome. The record is from RefSeq and is a predicted model, not a curated record. The transcript has 2 exons.
AUGGCGAAGUCAAAGAAUCACACAGCGCAUAACCAGUCUGCUAAGGCACACAAGAACGGAAUCAAGAAGCCUAGGAGGCACCGUCACACUCCCACCAGAGGAAUGGACCCUAAGUUCUUGAGGAACCAGAGGUACGCGAGGAAGCACAACGUUCAGAGCGGCGAGAAUGCUAGCGUUGAGGGAUAAGCUUUUUAUUUUUGUCUGAGAAUACAUUUUGAGGUUUUUUUUUUUAUGAAGUUGAGACUGUUUCAGUUCUAUUUUUGAUUAUGUUUAUGUAUCCUUGAUUUAAUAUCAUUUUCUCUUAUAUUUUGCAUUUCUUGA